AUGCUGCUUCUAUUACUGAUGUUGUCCCCUUUUUCGGCUCAGAUAAGCUCCAGUUCUGACUCUUGGAUUCUCUCCAGCCUGGUGCCAACUCCUUCAGUCUCCAAUAUGAGUGCUAUAACAAAACAAGAGAUUUUUGCACGUGUGCAUCCUCAGAGUGUUGAGCAAAGCUCUAAUGUUACAGUGGAGAAGAAUGAGGACGGGUCCAUGGCUAUGAAAUACCUUUACACUAAUGAUGAUUCUCUCCUGACUUCCUCCAGCUGCCGCCAACCUUUCCAGUUGGUCAGGCAACAAGGAGCUGUCCCUUCAGACCUUCAGGCUAUGCUAAGCCAGGUUAUUUUGUCCCUGACAAACACUGUAAAUUUUCUCAACCUCAUCUUUCAGGCCAGUGAGCUGAGGGAGACCAGUGUACAUGAGGACAUAGAGUGGUACCAUGCAUUGGUCCGAUCCAUGCUUGUUGGUGAAAGGCCUGGUUUGGUAAGACAUGCCCGACUAACAUUUGAUGCUGAUCCUAAAGCAUCUCGGCCGCAGUUGGUGCUACAGGCCUCCAGGAGCCAGUUGCUGGGUAUUUACCUGCAAGACCUCACUUUGUCUUGGAAAAGCUAUCAGUUAUCGGCAAAUGGUUCAGAUCCGAACUGGUUAAUAAGGUCCAGCGGUCCACCCAUUCCUGGAUUGUCUAAACAGGUCUUGGUCAAUGACCUCAGCACUCUGGACACACCUAAGUGGGCCCAUGGGGGCAUAUAUGUGACUAAUAGCAGUGGACUGCAGUGGGGUAGGGCCCCUUUCUUGGAGUGUAAGGAUGGACGUUUAUUGCCUGAGUGGCUCCUUACACUUUCUAUGCCAUUUUAUGGUUUGAAGCCAGACCUGAGUCCUGAGUUCAGGGGUGUAAUACAAGUGGAUGUAAACAUUCAAGGAUUUGAUGUAAAUCAGUGUAUCACUGGAGAUACCUGGUUUGCAGACUCACAUGAGUGUAACCGAACCAGCAUGGAGUGUGAGCCAAUUCCUGGGCAGGGCUUUCGGUUUGGCCAGUACUGCUGCAGAUGUAAGGAGGGAUACUACAGCCUGCCACCAGACACUGAGGACCAGUUUAAUGAUGGUGCCAACAGUACUCAGAUGUGUUACCCUGAGACGCCUGUGUGCCUGCCUUGCUGGCCGGGCUGUAAGCAGUGUAAGAACGGGUCACCGUGCUGGGUAGAGGAGGAUUGGCUUCUGAGAGCAGCAAUGCUAGCAGUUCAGGGCUUCUUCAUGGUUCUUGUGCUGCUCCUCAUGCUAAUAACAUACAAGUAUCGCAGAACCAGGACGAUUCGAGCGUUCAGUCUGCUGCUGCUGGAGAUUGUUCUCUUUGGCUCUGUGCUCCUAUACUUCCCUGUGUUCAUCUUAUAUUUUAAACCCAGCUUGUUUCGCUGCAUCCUUCUCCGCUGGGUCCGGUUGCUGGGUUUUACCAUAGUUUAUGGUACUGUGACUCUAAAAAUGUACAGGUUGCUGAAUGUUUUUCUCUCGUGUACUGCACAGAGAGUCCUUUACAUGUCUAAUGCCAGUGUGCUCAGGAUACUGGGAGUGAUGGUGCUCAUUGCAAAGUGGUUUUUGUGUGCUUGGACUGCAGGAGUCCUUCAAAACAGAGACCGUAAUGUUCCUUUGCUAAUCACAUCAACCACCUUAGAUGGACAAAGUUUCAAAAUGUGUGACUCAGACCGGUGGGACUACAUGAUGGCUCUGGCGGAGUUGCUGUUUUUGUGCUGGGGGAGCUUGCUCUGCAGUGCAGUAAAGAGUGUGCCCUCUGCCUUCCAUGAGCCUCGAUACAUGGGCAUUGUUAUCCACAAUGAACUAUUUUUCUCUGCCAUUUUUCAUCUUCUCAGGUUCAUGCGGACAUCUGUGCAUCCCGACUGGAUGCUUUCAUUAUUCUUUGUCCAUACUCAUGCCACGACCACUGUAACUCUUGGUCUGCUGUUUAUUCCUAAGUUUCUUCAUAUGACUCGACCUGUAAAAGAGGAUAUUGCUUCAGAGAUGUAUGAGGAUGAAGUAGAUCUCCACCAUUCAUAUAUACACCUCAAUGGCAGUUUUACAUCCACCUGCUGGAACGACCACACCCUGGACCCUGAUGACAUUCGGGAUGAGCUGGAGAAACUUUAUGGACGACUGGAAAUCCAAAAGACCAAAAAAAUUGCAAAAAACAACCCACAUCUGCAGAAGAAACGCAGCUCUCAGCUUAUGCUUGGUCAGUCCCUUAUUAAGCGCAUCGCUGAGAUCCCAGAGAGCAUGAGUCGGCAGUGCAGUCGUAAAGACAAGGACGCUUUAGGAGCUAGAGGAACAACAGCAUUGUCUGGAUCCUUGAAAGCAAUUCCUGAAAGUACCUGUGUCACUAUGAGGAAUGAGAUAACCAAGCUGCCAUCACUAAAGAUAAAAACAUCUCAGAGUGCAUGCAAGUAUGUCCCCGAGAGGGAUAGUUUAUUGAUUAAUUCUUCAGUGAAAAAAUGUAUGGAAAGAAGAGCCUCUAAAGCAGAGUCUAUCAAAACAACACCAGUUAAGAGGGUUUCUAAGGCAGAGUCUAUUGACACAGCACCAGUUCUUUGCAAGUCUGUCAGUGCUCACAAUUUAGCAGUGGAAAAUAAUCUUCUACAACCUUUGCCCACCAGGGUUCAGAGGUCCUAUAGUUUCUCAGAAAGGCCCAGAGACCAUUAUUAUCUUGCCCAUACUGAAAGCACCAAGGACACAUCACUUGUUUUGAAAAUAAGGCCAAAAGAUAAGUCAACUCAAGCACAGGACUGUACAAAGGAUACAAUUUUAAACACUGAGGUCAGUCCCUUUAAUUUUAAGGAGGAUCAGGUGGCAGGUAUAAACAUACCAAAACAGAAACAAGUUACUAAUUCUGUCUCUCAACAAGAACCCCUAGCACAUAAACUUUUAUCAUCACCAUCACUACUAUAUGUUUGCCCUUGGGAAUUUGCCUCCUCUUUGCCUCCCCAUCCUCCUGUGGCAGAGCGAGAACAUGGAAUGGACUCAGAUGUCGAUUCUCAAAGACCAAAACCUCCAGUCUCCAGUAGUGCUCCAGCAUCACCACAUGGCGUUGGGAAGCCAAUUUUCCAUCGGAGGUUCUCUUUCCGUUCAACUACCCAAACUCUCAUUUUAGCAAGGGGGUUGAUACAUGGAAAACGAAGUGGCAAAUGUAGUGAUAAAAAGGAACGGACUGUCUGCAGUACUGACAGCUCUGGAAACACACCACAAAUACCAAGACGAGCUCUAACUUGGGUUGAUUCAAAACCUUGCCUAGUUAAACAGCCAGCAAUGAGAGUAUCAUCAAAUGAUUCCACAAAGGGCUUCUCCAGAAGCAGUGCUCCACCUCAUAUCUGUCUCUGUAAGUCAGAAGACAUGAUAAUGGAAGUAGGAAAACCAAGUCCUUUUGGAAAUAUAAUACAAAGACAAAACAGUGAUACGCAAAAGCUUUCUCCGACAUCUAGCACAGAGAGCAACAAAUCAACCAGUCACCAAAUUAGGUCUUCUCUGACUGUUCCAAGGACAAAUUUAUGUCUUUGGGAUGUUCCGAAUCAGACCCAACCAGAAAUAAGAGAAAGCCAUAUUGCAGAUAUUUGCCCCUUGGAAUUUAACAAAACAGGUCAAAUACAAUCUGAGGGUAUACCUAAUCAUGUCUCAUAUUGGAAGACACAAAUGACAGCAGACCCAGUUGAUAUUUGUCCAUGGGAAGCACUAGAACAUGCAUCUAGAACAAGUGAUGAUCUUAGGAAGAAACUUACACAAGAUCAAGGCUGUAUAGAAGCUAAUGUAUGCCCUUGCAGUGUACCAGUUUUUAAUAUGUUGCAGAAUAAACCCGAUUCUGUCAAAUCCCCUACUACAACUAGACCAAGUGAGAGAAUUAUUUAUGUUGAUUCUUGUGCAGGGGACAAAAAAAUAAAGAGUUUGGUACAGCAAAAAACACUGAGAACUGACAUCUGCCCAUGGGAAACAAGUGAAGCAAUGACAGACCAAAAGAUUAUAAGUGUUAUUGGUUCACCUUGGGAAACGGGUAACAUGGCAGAACAGUACAUGAAAACAGUCACAGAUUUGAAGAUCUCAGCUAGGCCUAGUAUGCAACAUCCAACUAAACAACCCAGUAGCACUGCAGACAUUUGCCCUUGGGACCUCCCUGAGUCACCAGGUCUGAAAAAUGACUGUGUUACAGUAUGCCAUUGGGAAUCAGAAGACUUAUCAAACACCAAUGCUGAGCAAUCAAGACUUGAUGUCAAGAAAAACACAACAAUGCAUCUAUUGACAAAACAGUUGACAAGCACAGCAAAUAUUUGCCCUUGGGGCUUCCCUGAAUUACCACCUACUGUGGUGGAUGACUGUUCUUCAAAGUCAGGGGAACCAUUUCCCAAAACUAAACAAGAAACUGAAGGAUAUUCUACGCAAGAAUCCACAAUUAAGAACGCAGAUGUAUGUCCAUGGGAAUCAGAAAAGCCUGAGAGUUUACAGGAAAAGUGUAUAGCUAUAACAGUCCAGAAACCUGAAAAUGUUACUGCAGAUAUUUGCCCUUGGGAAACAGAAACGUCUUCAGAAUCAACUCAAAGUCACAGUAACACCAAAUGUGACAUAUGUCCUUGGGAACAAGAGAACUCGGAAGAAUCAAAAAUGCAAGAAAGUAUCUUUGUAGUUAACCAUCCCUGGAAAAGACCAGCAAAUUUAGAGGAUAGUUCUGGAAUAGGUGUCAGUGAUAUAAGGAAAGAAGACACCUGUGUAUAUGAGGUCCAAGGGGUAAGAGCUAAUCGGCCUCUGACUCGAUGUGAUGCACUGUGCCCAUGGGAAAUUAAAUCUCCGUCUAUUACAGAGCAUGACAAAAACCCAGAUGUCUUGACAUGGGAGGAACCAAUACCAGAAGAAGGUGAUGCUGAAACAGCUGCAGAGGCCUUCAUUUUUCCACCUGACUUAUAA
Molecule: messenger RNA, 4920 nt
Organism: Trichomycterus rosablanca
Lineage: Eukaryota; Metazoa; Chordata; Actinopteri; Siluriformes; Trichomycteridae
Gene: gpr179
Product: G protein-coupled receptor 179
Exons: 11
Coding region: 1-4920 (1639 amino acids)
Biological process (GO): G protein-coupled receptor signaling pathway
Cellular component (GO): membrane
Molecular function (GO): G protein-coupled receptor activity
Source: RefSeq, a predicted model, not a curated record